CCAAAUCUCUCUCAUCUCCACGCUGCCCAUCGUCCACUACUUCCAAGGCGGACGGCCAUCUUCUGAGACUGCACGGCGCCGGCAAUAGAGAGGGCGGGGUUGUCCGAGCGAGCGGGCUCGAGGUCGAUGACGAUUAAAAGGGGGGAAUUGGUUGUUUUUAGGGUUUUGUUCGGUUGAUGAAAGUCAGCGGCAAAGGUCAGAAACAAGUUUGGAAAUUGCGGAGUAUCGGCGAGCGCGAUGGGUUCCAAUGUCAUUGUAGUGUUGCGGCACCGGCUAUGGAGGCAUCAGAGAUUGUAGCUAGCCAAAGAAAAAAAAGAGUUGUUUCUGAAGUACAACCUACUGGAUCCGUACACCUUGGAAACUAUCUUGGCGCCAUUAAGAAUUGGAUCUCACUUCAGGAUACUUAUGAAACACUCUUCUUCAUUGUAGAUUUACAUGCGAUUACUCUACAAUAUGAUGCUGUGGAACUGUCUAAAGCAACCAGAAGCACUGCAGCAAUUUAUCUGGCUUGUGGUGUCGACAUAGCCAAGGCUUCUGUGUUUGUGCAGUCUCAUGUUCGUGCCCAUGUAGAGUUGAUGUGGCUACUUAGUUCUGUCACACCACUUGGUUGGCUAAACAAAAUGAUCCAGUUUGAAGAAAAAUCACGCAAGACGGGUGACGAAAAUGUUGGAGUUGCACUUCUGACCUAUCCUGUUCUAAUGGCUUCUAAUAUUCUUUUAUAUCAGUCCGAUCUAGUACCAGUGGGUGAUGAUCAGAGACAACAUCUGGAACUGACUCGUGAACUGGCUGAGCGAGUAAAUUACUUGUUUGGGGGAAAGAAAUUGAAAAAAUGGGCGGGAGAGGUGGUACACUUUUCAAGGUUCCUGAGGCUCUUGUUCCACCUGCGGGGGCUCGAGUGAUGUCUCUUACAGAUGGCCUUUCAAAGCUUGGAAUUUGACAAUCCAGAAAGGCCUGAAUGCAACAACCUUCUUGCUAUAUACCAACUUGUUACUGGAAAAA
Messenger RNA from Asparagus officinalis (garden asparagus), 999 nucleotides. RefSeq names its product tryptophan--tRNA ligase, chloroplastic/mitochondrial-like. Gene Ontology annotation, molecular function: ATP binding; tryptophan-tRNA ligase activity. Gene Ontology annotation, biological process: tryptophanyl-tRNA aminoacylation. The coding region runs from base 177 to 899 and encodes 240 amino acids. The transcript has 11 exons. Gene Ontology annotation, cellular component: chloroplast; mitochondrion. The record is from RefSeq and is a predicted model, not a curated record. Lineage: Eukaryota; Viridiplantae; Streptophyta; Magnoliopsida; Asparagales; Asparagaceae.